Mugil cephalus (flathead mullet) is the source of this 3400-nucleotide messenger RNA. It is a transcript of the gene cers2b, whose product is annotated as ceramide synthase 2b. Bases 506 to 1666 code for a protein of 386 amino acids. The transcript has 11 exons. Lineage: Eukaryota; Metazoa; Chordata; Actinopteri; Mugiliformes; Mugilidae. The record is from RefSeq and is a predicted model, not a curated record. Gene Ontology annotation, molecular function: sphingosine N-acyltransferase activity; DNA binding. Gene Ontology annotation, cellular component: membrane. Gene Ontology annotation, biological process: ceramide biosynthetic process.
GCUGCUCUCUCUCCGCUCCCCUGCCCGCCCGACCUGCGCCUCAAUCCGGCCAGACACCCGCAGAGACCCCGCCGCCUCCCGGGACUCACACACACACACAGACACACACACACACACACACUCACAUACAUACUCGGUGGGGGGGUAAAAUUAGCUGGGACACGACGAGAGGCAGAGAGGAACAUUUGACGGGAGCAAAACUGCCAGUCGCAUUGCAGCAUCUCACAUAUAGUCCCGUCUGUAGCUUACUUUCAAUAGUUAUUUUUUUUCUCCUCCCGGAAGAAAACACAUUUUGUUUGAGCUCCAUGGAAACGUGUAAAAAUCCUCCCGGAUACUGAACCUGGACAAACUGCGCCCAUCCGAGAGCACACACAACGGGACCGUUAGGUUUUUUCCCCCCAGCUAGCUACUGGAAGCCGGGCGACGUUGUGGAGGAGGACAAAGGCGCUGCUUUUUGCUCGGAAAGCUUCUGUUUUCGCUUCACUACGGGGUAAAAUCACCAAAGAUGCUGUCGGAGCUGAGCGAGUGGUUCUGGCGGGAGCGGCUGUGGUUUCCGGAGGGCCUGGGCUGGGCGGACCUGGAGGACCGGGAGGGACGGGUGUACGCCAAAGCCCGCGACCUGUGGGUGGCGCUUCCAAUCGCCCUCAUAUUCCUCAUUAUCCGCCAGAUCUUUGAAAGGACGGUGGCUACACCCCUGGCCUCUCUACUCGGGGUGAAGGAGACGGUGCGGCUUAAAGCUCCGCACAAUCCCGCGCUGGAGUCCUACUACUGUAACAUCACCAAAAACCCCACACAGUCUUCAGUAGAGAGCCUUUGCAAACAGACCGGCUGCUCAGAAAGACAAGUGCAGCGAUGGUUCAGGAGACGAAGGAACCAGGACAGGCCGAGUUUGCUGAAGAAGUUCCGGGAGGCCAGUUGGAGAUUUACCUUUUACCUUCUUGCUUUCAUUGCUGGCCUGGCCGCCCUGAUCGAUAAACCUUGGCUGUAUGACCUGAAGGAGAUGUGGGAAGGCUUUCCUGUGCUGACUCUCCUGCCGUCUCAGUAUUGGUACUACAUGAUCGAGCUGGGUUUCUAUGGCUCUCUGCUCUUCAGCGUGGCUUCUGAUGUCAAACGUAAAGACUUCAAGGAGCAAAUAGUUCACCAUGUAGCGACCAUCCUACUCAUCAGCUUCUCCUGGUGCGUUAACUACAUUCGUGCUGGAACUCUCAUCAUGCUGGUGCACGACUCCUCUGAUUACUUUCUUGAGUCUGCAAAGAUGUUCAACUAUGCUGGGUGGCGAAACGCCUGUAACUACAUCUUCAUUGUGUUCGCUGCCGUUUUCAUCGUCACCCGCCUUGUUAUCUUCCCUUUCUGGAUUAUUUACUGCACGUGGGUUUACCCAGUGACCAUCUACGAGCCCUUCUUCGGCUACUACUUUUUCAAUGGACUGUUGAUGACUCUGCAAUGUCUACAUAUCUUCUGGGCUGUUCUAAUCAUACGUAUAGCAGUCCGCUUCCUCACCAACAAUGAAAAAGUGGACGAUGAAAGGAGUGAUAAAGACGAAACGGACGAAUCAGAAGAGGAGGAGGAGGAAGACAGGGCAGACGCUAAAAAACACAUGAAGAAAAAUGGCCCGGUGCAGAACGGUCACACAGUUCACAACAACAACCAUAGCAAGAUGGAGUGAAAGCAAACAUGUGUCAGGAUGAAAGAACGUGAGAAGGACUCAUAUCCCUCAGUAGGGAGUCAGGAGGGAGGGAUGAAGAGUGAGAGAAAGAAGAAGAAGAAGAAGGGAUGUGGGUAAAGGAGGAGGCAGGUGAUUCCCUAACACCGAGAACAAGUAUUUGAGGAAAUUUGACACUGUUACUUUUACACAAAUACAUACACAUAUUCACUUUUAGAGGGCACAGAGAUCCAGCAGAUGGCGUACACUACAUUAUGUGACACGGCAAGGUUUGCUUUGUCAUGAGAAAAAAAACGAAAGUAUUCAUUGCCUUUGUUUCACGUUAGUCCCAAAAAAAAAUUUUUAACGAGACAGGGGAGAAAAUGGAGAGCAAAACAAAGUGUGGAGAGAGGAGUGAUUGCUGCUUCCACGUAAGCUUUCAUGUUCUAACUGUGUGCCUUAGAGCCAGCUGAUGGCUGUUAAGAAGCCAUUUUACAGAUUGCUGUUUAAAAAUUAUGUCGCUUUAUUCUGUUUUUUUUUUCUUUCUUUUUUUUUGUCUACUAAAAGAACAAAACAAAGUGAAAGUGGGUUUUAUAAAGGUGAGAAAAUAGGGAAUUUAUUUCCCUAGUUUUCUGUCUAUGCAACUACGUAACUGUUCAGCUAUUGCAUCGUCUUUGCACAAACGUACAGUGUCUCUUAUGUAAAGUAAUAACUCGCAGUAGGACUUAGUUCCUCUGCUCUCCAAUGUGGCCUGUGCCAUUUUAAAGUGUCUGGAUCUAGUUUUGUAAGCCUCAAGAUUUUUUUUUUUUUUUAAUUUCUGUUCCGUUUUAAUCCAUGUGAGCUCCGUUCGUAAAAUUCUUGCUUCCAACAAUCCUUUUAGCUGUGUAAGCAGCGAGCAAUGAAAUGACGCCAGAAAUGAAGAAGAAGAGGCCUCGUUUCCCAAUAAAGCGAAAUCAUAGCUUCCUGCUAUUUUAGACAGAGCUGAAUGUGUUUUUCUUUUCAGUUCGGACCACGCUGAUUAUGUCACCCACUGAAAUGCAUUCAUUGUGAAGGUGGGUUGCUCUGUUGAAAUACAGGAGUUUUAUUAAGGAGGCUGUGACGGGCCAGUUUCCCAAUUUCCACAUUUUACAAAUAUGGGCCAAAUUUCUUCAGUUCACUGCCUAAUAGCCUGGAUUAUGUUUGUUAACCUGGCUGAGUGUUCAAGUGUUGAUCUAAAUCAAUGAUUUUAGGUAUGAUUACGUGUAUGAAAUGAGUUUACAUGUAUGUUCUUUAAUCUUUUGUUGAAGGAAAUAUGUUCCAGUGUUUCAGCUUUGAUAAAUUCAUGAAAUGAUGAGUGUUCCAGUUUUGUUUGUCAUGCUUUAAAGCUUUUGUAUGUCAAGUGCCUUAUCUGUAAUGUAUGGGAAGCUCUCCUGUCUUCAUAUCCUCUCCUUUUCUUUCCUGUUUCCACCUCACAACACAGAGCCAGAUCUAAGACUAGAACUUCUCCCUCCUCUUUGUUUCAUUCAUCACUCACUUCUCGUCUUUAUAGACGAUCUUAUCUUCCUUUUAAACUCACCCUCAUUCCACCACGUUCUUUUCUACUAACCCCGACCAACCAGCAACCUCUCUUCCCCAGUGAUACAGAAAAAAUAGCUGUGUCCUAAUUACAGUGUUAUUUUUUUUUAUUUUGUAUUUUUUUUGUUUUUUUUGUUUUGUUUUUUUUUUGUUUAAUGAUGCCUAAGUAUUGUUAAUGAUGAUAAAUGAAUCACAAUGACAGCA